AUGGAUCUGGAUGGAAUCGAGGGACUGAACGAAGUCCGUCCGGCGGUGUACCGCGCGUCGCUGAAGCUUCGAUCCCUGCAGAAACUAUGCCAGCUGCACGCGGUGUCACUGAAGGAGCUCCGCCCAGCUCUUCGCCAUCUGGGCGGAGCGAGAGACCCCAACGUGAGGCUGUCUCAGGAGGACAUCAGACAGAGCUUGGAACGACUUUUUCAGGACGUCUCCCGGCAAACUCCGGGUCAGGUGACACCUGAGGCCACGGAUCAGACUAUCAGACUCCUCUUCAAACUGUUUGACAGAGAGCAGACUGGCUCAGUCUCCCUCAGGUCAGUGGAGGCAGCACUAAUUGCCCUCUCUGGAGACACACUCACAGCCAAACACAGAGCUCUCUUCCGAUUGGCUGGGAGCUGCAGCGGGAGACAGGGCAGUGAGGGCGGCAUGGUGACCCGGAGCGGCCUCAGAAUCGUCCUGGACGACCUGAGCCAGGUGCCAGCUGUUGUUCAGGAGAAUCACGUGUUUGGUCAUGUGGAAACAGCAGUGCGGUCUUGCUUCAGUGGGGUGAUCAGUGCGGGCGUGUGGGAGGAUCACUUUGUGGGCUGGCUGCAGUCUGAGCCACGCCUCCUGCUGUGGCUCUCCACCCUCUACAGGAUCUCAGUCAGCGAGUCUGUGCAGCACCGAGUCCGCUGUUAUGUGUGCAAGACCUUCCCCAUCAUCGGCCUCAGGUAUCGCUGUCUGAAGUGUGUGAAUCUCCACCUGUGCCAAACCUGCUUCCUGACAGAGAGACCCAGCAGAAAGCACAAAACCACUCACCCUGUUCUGGAGCACUGCACUCAGCCCACAUGGAGAGAGUCGGUGGCCGCGCUGGCAUCCAGCGCUCGUCACGCGUUGCUCCCCAGACGCUACACCAGGAGAGAGGCAGAGAGAAGGAGGGCCCUAGCUCAGCCGAGUCAAAUGGAGAGAGCCAGCAAAGGUGACGAUGUCGACUCCGUCCUGGCGCGGGAGCCAAAGUCUGUGCCCGUGCAUCGUCGGCUGGACUACACAGAAUCUGAGGAGGAGCUCCUUCCACCUCCCCCACCUCCACCGCCUCCUCCUCCUCCAGCCGUGAAGGUGGAGUCCAAAGCCCUCCAGACCGAGGACAGUGAGCAAGUACAGAGGAAAACUUCAGUCCUGGAAAAAGAUCUAACCGUCACACAAAAAGCCAUGAGGGAGUUACAGAGAGAAAAAUGGCUUUUGGAGAAAGAGUUUCAGGUGUGGAGAACAGCUGUCCAAUCAGAGCACGACACGCUAGAGGACAGGUGCAACGAGCUGGAGUCUAACAUGGUGGAGCUGAACCAGCGGAACCAGAACCUGCAGGAGGAGCUGAGCCGAGUCCAACACGCCCUGAGCACGAGAGACGGAGAUUAUUUAUACAGCGGCGAAUUACAGCAUCCUGUUUACAUGCCUCUGGCUCGCCGCUCACAUGACGACCUCUCCCUGAGAGACGGUCACCGCUCCCCGUCUGAGCGCUCACCGUCGCACCUCAGCUCAGAGGAGGACCUUGCCAGGCUGAGCGUCGCGGGCAGCUUGUCGAUCCGGCCGGCGGAGACCAUCUCUGACCCGCGGCCUUGUGGAGAACCUGGAGAGGACCCUGCGGGAGAAGCGGAGGAGGAGCCACAGUGUGGCACGCAGGAGCAUGACGUGGAGGAGCUGCCCACUGAUGGGUGUGUCUCUGGGAAAGAGAACUCAGAGGAAGAGGAGGAGGAGGAAGAAGAGGAGCUUUGUGACCUGGUGCAGCGCCUUAAGAGUACACUGUGCCUGCCUUCCACCGCUGAAUCUGUCCCCCUCCAGAGAGAUGAGCUUCUGAGGGCAGCAGGGGAGUUGGGAAUUCUGUGUGGCAUCUUGUCUCCUCUCUGA
Chanos chanos (milkfish) is the source of this 1890-nucleotide messenger RNA. It is a transcript of the gene dytn, whose product is annotated as dystrotelin. The record is from RefSeq and is a predicted model, not a curated record. Gene Ontology annotation, biological process: synaptic signaling. Gene Ontology annotation, cellular component: plasma membrane. Lineage: Eukaryota; Metazoa; Chordata; Actinopteri; Gonorynchiformes; Chanidae. Gene Ontology annotation, molecular function: calcium ion binding; zinc ion binding.